Molecule: messenger RNA, 4846 nt
Organism: Anoplopoma fimbria (sablefish)
Lineage: Eukaryota; Metazoa; Chordata; Actinopteri; Perciformes; Anoplopomatidae
Gene: trappc14
Product: trafficking protein particle complex subunit 14
Exons: 12
Coding region: 132-1937 (601 amino acids)
Biological process (GO): cilium assembly
Cellular component (GO): TRAPPII protein complex
Molecular function (GO): alpha-tubulin binding
Source: RefSeq, a predicted model, not a curated record
UGAAAGUAUGAGACUGUUUUAGUCAGAUGGUUUAAUUUAACACUGGCAUACGGUGUUUUUUUUACCAUACAUGAACAGACCGUGGCACUUCAGCUCGCGCUGUUUACACCGCGGCAGAUGGUCACCAUUGUAUGUCAGUUCGUAACUUUACAGUAGAAGUGAUGGCAUCACAAUGCGAGUACUUCAUGUAUUUCCCUGCCGCUCCAAUAUCCAGUCUGUCCAACCCGGCGGACUACGCGACUCUUCCGCGGCGCAACCACGUCUACCUCGGGGAGGUCGUCCAGUUCCUGCUGGUCCUGCGGUCCCGGAACACGGCGGGGAGGAGGGAUGACAGCUCCGGCGUUUUACCUUGGAAGGAGCUGGCGGGCUCUCUGUCUGCUCUGGCGAGCGCGUGCGUCGCCGAGAGCCGCGAGCAGAGACCCGGCGGCGAGCACCAGCCGGACCUCCAGAGCACCGACAGCGAGGACGGCGGGGAAGAGGAGCCCGGGGACAGGGAGUCUGGAGGAGAACGACCGGAGAGCAGCCGGACUUUCAGACAGUGCAGCCCGCAUCUCGUUCACAACAGCUCGGCCAGUGGCAGGCGACAGUCUGGGACGGAACCGGUGAAGGCUGCUCUGGUGCUGGAGGACCAGGUUAUCUUCCGUCUCAGCGUCUCUUUGGAUAAGCUGCCGGUCAACACACGGAAAGCCAAGAUCAUAGUGACCGUGUGGAGGCAGGAGGAGGAGGAGGAGAAUUGGGAGGUGAGGGAACACGGCUACCUGACUCUUCUGCAGCUCCGGAGUCCGAUGCACACCUUCAGGCAGGACCUCAGCACCUUCAGGGCUCAGGUCAGCACCAUCCUGAAUGUUCUUCCACCUCCCAGUGUCCAAUGUCAGCACAUGGCCGUCUCCGGAAAACACCUGACUGUCCUCAAAGUGUUGAACUGCAGCUCUCAGGAUGAGCUGUGUGUCAGAGAUGUGAAGAUCCUUCCUAACUAUAACUCGUCCUACCUCCCCAUGAUGCCAGACGGCUCGGUUCUCAUAGUCGACAACGUCUGCCACCAAUCAGCCGAGGUCACUGUGGCGUCUUUCCAUCGGAUGAACGGCGAUUCGUCACGCUUACCCAGCACCCUCAGCGCCCUGGAGGAGCAGAACUUCCUGUUCCAGCUGCAGCUACAAGACAAAGCGGAGGAGGACUCCAGCGAGGGGUUGGAGGUCCAGUUGGUGGCUGUGUUACAGUGGUACACUCCAACACUGCCUUUAACAAGAUACAUCUCCAGUUGUUACUUGUUGCCCAGUAUCUCCUUGGACCGUCCUUUGCUGGUGAUGACAGCUUCCUGUCCCCGCGCGGUCAGGCCUUCAGAGCACUUCUGGGUGAAAUACACCCUGCUUAACAACCUGCAGGACUUCCUGACCGUCCGUCUGAUCUGGAAUUCGGAUGCUGACAGAGGAGGCCAGCAGGAUCACAAGGCCCACCCGGCAGUGGUGUGCCAGUCUCCCCUCAACAACCUGGGACAGUGCAGGAAGGGCUCCACCCUCUCCUUCACCGUGGCCUUCCAGAUCCUCAGGACUGGACUCUUUGAGUUGAGCCAGAACAUGAAACUGAAGCUCCAGUUCACAGCCUUGGUGUCCACUCCCCCCGUGGAGCCUCGGUCGCCGAUGAGGAACAGCCCUACGUCGUCAUCACCAUCAUCAUUCGGCCCCACAGCCAGAGAGCUGCUGGAGAGACACGGCCCGGGCCGAUCUCAGAGCUUCUCCCACCAGCAGCCGUCCAGGUCCAACCACGUCAGGUCAGGCAGCGUGAUGGUGCACCGGGCCGCCACCCCUCCCGUAGGAACCCCAAAGGGUAGAGGCCUGCCCCCGCCCACCGACCACGCCCUCAUCUCACUGGACAAAAUAGCCAAGAGAGAGUGUAAGGUGUUAGUGCUGGGACCGUUCCAAGAGACACACAGCAGAUGACCUGGAGAGGAGGGUUUUGAAUGAAGAAGCACAGUGAUUGGUCCCUGUGUCCAGCCUUCUCUGGCUGAAGACUACAAGAUGUUGAUGGAGAGUCGGACGGAGGAGCAGAGAGGAGUGGUGAUUGGUCAGAGAGUGAGGUGAUGGAGCAAUGCUGCUGUCCACAACAAUUCUUCAUUUCAUUGGUUCAUCAUUUCAAUUAUUGUUUUUACACAUCCUUUUAGCAUACAUUCCAUUUCACUCAGUGGGUUAUUUUCAUUUACUUCCUUAUGCCUCUGUGAUUUUGUUGAUAUUCAUAGUUACUAGUAUGUUGAAAUGUUUUAUGUAAUAAGGAAAUAUAAUCAGGAAACCCCAGAUUGCCUGUUUGGGCCAGGCCUGGGUACACAGAUAAAGCUGUAUAGAUCCAGUAGUUUAGAUUUCCUCAGUUAAAGUAACAUCCCAACAUUUUUUUGCCGUCAAACUAUCAGUGAGAUCUGAUAAAAGCUGCACACAAAGACCUCCUAACAGUCUCAAAGAAGGAGAGUGAGGCCCGGCGGGGCCAGGUACUGUUCGCAUAACAAACACUAAUGUAACAUCUAAAGCUAUGGCCACCUAGCUAGCACGCAUAGCAAGGUUCAUUCUUUAUUCACAUUAACUGUGAUAUUCAUUGUGAUGCUAAAUAUGGCUAGCAAAAAAACAUGCUAAUAAUAAAUGUACUAAUUGACGGCCAACUCCUUAGGGUGUCUUUUGAUAUGACCAAGCGCUGAACAAUGCCCUGGUAGCGACCUGUCAAUCACAUUGAGCCCGCCCUAAAGCAUACCCUGCUUUAUGGUCUAUUUGACUCUUAAUGGACCAUAAUUUACUAAAUGAACAUCAUGCUGUAUUGAAAAAGACUUGAAACUAGAGAUUGAGACCAUAAACUCAUGUUUACAAUGUUUACUGAGGGAAUGAAUCAAGAGAGAAGUAGAGUCAUUUUCUCAUAGACUUCUAUACAACCAGAGGAGUCGCCCCCUGAUGGACAUUAGAAGGAAUGCAAGUUUAAGAUACUUCCGCAUUGGCUUCACUUUUCAGAACCAGUGGUUGCCCUUUGGUUGUAACCCAGCCAUCGUUGGUCAACAUUAGUUCCAACAAUAGCUGCUGCAGCCAUUUAAUAAACAUGAUACAACGUGUCGCUAAGACAGAGCUGGGCUAUGAGUUUCCCCUGCUUCCAGUGUUUGCGUGAAGAUAAACAUGUUAUCAAACUUUUUCUGUGCUUUAAAACACAGAUGUCAAAUUAAUAUUGACCUGCUACAUCUGAUUCUGAGUAUGACGGCAAAUAGGGAGACAGAAGAUGAGACAGAAGUUUCACUCAGGUGGUUUUGACUAAAACCUCUUUAUUCUUUGUUCAACACAAACCCUCUAACGAGUACCAGCUUUUAGGUUUUGUUGACAAUAAUCUGAUAAUCUGUCAAUCCGGAACAGUCCAGGCUUUAAUUGUUUGCUAGUGAGGGAAGUGUGUCAGUUAUUACAAUUAAUAUUGAUGGUUUAAAGGUUACAAAAAAAGUAUGUUAAAGGUUAACACUGGAUGAGAGCUGCAUUUCAACUCAUACUGGAAGUGAAUGCUCUCAGGUUGACCUCCAUUGGUCUAUUUUAAAAGAGGAUGGAAUUUAAAUUAGCUUGAUUAGCAGAAGUCUUUUCACUGGCUGAUUUAUUUAAAUGUACUUGUCUUAAUGAUGUGUAUUUAUUGCUAAUGUUCAGGUUUUCAAUUUUUGUUUUUGUCUUUUAUUUGAUCCCUCGUAUACACUCCACGGUCCAACAACCUUUCACAGCGUUGUCCAGAAAUUAAAACCUGAACAAUGAGGCGUGUAUAAUGAAUAUUGUGCACCUCAUCUCACAUCUCAUGUCUGCAGUGGGAACAGGGUUCAUCUGCUCUGAGAGCUUGUUAUGGGAUUAAUGCUGUCUAGAGCCAGCACUUUGUGUUUACAUCCACUUUCUAUUACAGUUCUGAAUCCACAUUUAGAGCAUUCCAUUGAGGAGCCAUUAAGCUUUUAAAAAAGGCUGAUCAUUUUAACAUUAUUUUUAUUUUUUUAGGAUGUUUGGGGAGAAAAUGAGGAACAUGUUUUGAGACAAUUCUUUGAGUUUCUUUAUUUGUUCAGAUUAAUUUACUUGAAAGAUGUGUUACAUCUAAUGACUGGAAAACUGACAGAGAAGUAAUUAUUCAUGUAUUAUUGGAAACUUGAAUUGUUCGACUGUUGACAAAUGUCCUACUUUGAUUUGUCAUGGACCAAAGUUAUGGUGAAGGGGGUCUUUGAGAUGGAGGUGGCACCAGAAAAAAAACAAAGGGUCAAUAAAAAGUCUUAUGAUCUUCUAAGAGUUUUGAACCUAGCCGCCAGGAAGAGCUCCGGGCUGUGAAGCAAAUUUGACGUAGCGGCCAAAUGCUGGAAUGACAACUUCCGGAUCGGUCACGUGAUGCCCUGGGGCCCAAAAAGACUUUAUCCCCAUUGAUUUACAUCAGGAACGAGAAGUCUGUAACUCAGCGGAUACUUUUUCUUUUAAGUGAAUAUCCGUAGGGGGCCAUCCCAGUGUUAAAGCUCCUACACAUUACAGACCUAUUAUUGACCCCUGUAUGCGAAUGGUGACACUGUUCACAGCGAACAUCAAAAUGUUUACUCCGAGGUCGUAGAAUGUGGGACAACGGGUGGAAUUUUACGAGUGCGACUUGUUUUUGUACACUGGAAAUGUAGUAGCAGAAUGAGUUGCCUUCUACUGAGUCUGGCUGAACACAGCUGCUGCUGUUCUUUGUCUCAAUGUGCCUUUUAUUCCGUUCCUCUGUGGAUCUUCCUUUCAAACAUUGGAGCCGUUGGGGAGGAACACAGUCUGUGAGCGAGGAAGCUCAUUGUGGUGUAACAUGUUUGGAAUCUCCUGUUUUCUGCCCACUUUUUUGGCAAAUAAAG